This is a messenger RNA of Panicum virgatum (switchgrass), 755 nucleotides long. RefSeq lists its product as uncharacterized. Gene Ontology annotation, cellular component: mitochondrion. Lineage: Eukaryota; Viridiplantae; Streptophyta; Magnoliopsida; Poales; Poaceae. The record is from RefSeq and is a predicted model, not a curated record. The transcript has 3 exons. Bases 170 to 448 code for a protein of 92 amino acids.
AGCCCGUUUCCCAAACACCACGUGCGGCAACUUCACCCACCGGUGGAAGAAGGGGAGAGAGCGAGCGUUGCCGUCAAUGUCCGCGCUCCCUCCCAAGUGCGCUAGGGUUUAACCCCAAACUGCUCGAUCUAUCCGUCCCAGUCCGAUUCGGCACCGUCGGGGCGGCGACAUGGGAUACCUCCAGGAGGCCAGGGAGAAUCACGUCAAGAAGAAGGUCGAGGAAGCUUUGCGCAGCAAAAUGAAACAAAAGGCCCUUAAGGAAUGUGAUUUUUAUUGUUCAAAAUAUGCUGAGUGUGCUCGAGGAAGAACAUUUUCUGUGGUAUGGCAAUGCCGUAAACAAGCAAAAGAGUUGAAUGAAUGCCUUCAUCAGUUCACGAAUGAUUCAGUCCUGGAAGAAAUGAAGAAAGCUUACAUGGUUGAGCAAGAGAGCAAGGAAAUGAAACAAUAAGCAUUACACAAUGGACAAUGGGCAUCGUGUUGUUCUUGUUUGUACGUAUACUGUUGCUUUCGGGAGAUCUCUGCUUUCGGUGCAUGCUAAAUGAAUGCAUAACUGAAAUUAGCACAAGGCAUCAUUGUUUAAGUUUCUGUGUGAGUACACAAUAUCAGAUGUUACCAUCUGUUUCAAUUUUCAUCUCAAAUAGAUUUCAUCGGGUGAAGAUAGAGUUGCUGUUUGUUUCCCUUCUACGGUUCUACCGUUAGCUCUGAUUUUACCAUUAGUGUGGAAGAUAUUGGCUUCAGAAUGAAAUCAUGUUUGC